AUGCAAAGCAUUUUGGACCCGGAUCGAAACCCGCCAGAAGCAGCUCCUAUUUCCUGCUAUUGCAACGGUGUUCCAGAGCUCUCUUCCUCUUCUGGGCUGAGAGCCAAGACGGUCAGUAGACCCAUCAGCCAUCCACAGCCUCAUGGGACUGCCAUUCCAGGAGUCUUGCAGGACUUUAGCUCUAUGAUCAGAGUUGGAGGGCUUCAUGGAAUACAG
This is a messenger RNA of Pelobates cultripes (western spadefoot toad), 216 nucleotides long. The record is from the annotation of a GenBank genome assembly. Lineage: Eukaryota; Metazoa; Chordata; Amphibia; Anura; Pelobatidae.